AUGUGUGCGCACUUGGCUCUGCCCCCCUACCAGCCUUACCCCAGCGGGACCGGCAUGGGGUACCUGGAAUUUUACUGGAACUCGGCGGGGGAGGCAGGACAUACCCCCACCCCGGGUGGGCCAGCGGCAGCCGCCGGUGCCAGCCAGUCUCCGGAGGUAGGAGGGAAGAGGCAGAUGGCAGAAGUAUCCCCAGCUUCGUCCAGUUCUGGGAAUUUCAGCCAAUUCACACCAGAUUCAGCCACCAGUCCACAUUCGGCAUCCUCGUCCCCACAGCCUACGGCUAAGUCUCAGAAGGGCAGAGAAGAUGGCAUGGAGGGGGUGAGGAAAGCCAAGAGCCGCACGGCUUUCUCCAAGGAGCAGCUGCAAACCCUGCACCAGCGGUUCCAGAGCCAGAAGUACCUCAGCCCCCAGCAGAUCCGGGAGCUGGCUGCCGCCCUGGGGCUCACCUACAAGCAGGUGAAGACUUGGUUCCAGAACCGGAGGAUGAAGCUGAAAAGGUGCCAGAAGCAUAGCCUGUGGACUGAACGGGCUCAGUGCCUCACGCAAGGUGGUUUCCAGCCAAGUACUUACCUGGACGUGCACCCCAAGUUCCACCAGGGCUACCCCAUCACUGCAGCCAACAACAUCCAAACCGUGCCUCCCCCCCGUCAGCACUACGGAGCAGGGCAGAACGCUUACACGAUCGUGACCAGUGAGGAUGGAGGAGUCUUUGGCAAAGGUGGGGGCACCUGCAGCGUCCAGCAGACGGUGGGCUUCAUUGCCCAGCACAAAGUAGACUUUUACCACAGCUGUCCUGGCAGCGUGGAAUAUCCGAGCACAAAGGCAGGUGACGGCUGUAACUUUCACCACUCGGCCACCAUGGGGGCUCCUUUCCCAACCGCUGCUGGCCACCAUCUCUAUCAUUCCUAG
This is a messenger RNA of Aquila chrysaetos chrysaetos, 909 nucleotides long. Its product is annotated as homeobox protein NANOG-like. Gene Ontology annotation, biological process: regulation of transcription by RNA polymerase II. Lineage: Eukaryota; Metazoa; Chordata; Aves; Accipitriformes; Accipitridae. The record is from RefSeq and is a predicted model, not a curated record. Gene Ontology annotation, molecular function: RNA polymerase II cis-regulatory region sequence-specific DNA binding; DNA-binding transcription factor activity, RNA polymerase II-specific. The transcript has 4 exons. Bases 1 to 909 code for a protein of 302 amino acids.